AUCUUAGUUAGUAUGUGAAUAAUUGAAAGCAAACAUAUGUUGCAAAGCAAACAAUGCAUAUUUGAGUUUUUACAAUGACCCUGGGGUGAAUUUGGUCAGUGGAUUGCUGUUAUGCAGGGAGAGGCAAUUGGAAACAUUCUUCUCUGGGCUGUCUAAGCACGAGCUGGGCGUGACACUUUAAGAAGCAUGUUUCAACUGGAGGGGAAGGAUGGACCAACAGUUUGGAAUUCAUGGGAAACAGACCAAGAAAGACUGGGAAGACAGACAAAUACUGGGAUGAGACAUACACAGAAAUAAACCCAGUCCGCAAUCCACAAGGACAGUAAAAUGACAGUGAAGAAUCCUAAGAGGAUAACCUCAACUACAUCAAAUUGCUGAGCCAGAGGCUACUACUGCACCAGGUGGAUCUGUUUCAAACAUGGUCAGCUGCGUCAAUACUUAUAACAAUGACACCAUCCUCAGUUCUUCGGCUUCCCGCAUCCCUGGUGCAAUAUUUCUGGGAUUGGCGGCCAUCUUGGGUUUACCUGGGAAUACUUUUAUUAUCUGGAGCAUUUUGUGGAAAAUGAAAGGCCGGGAAAAGUCGGUGACCUGCAUCCUAAUCCUUAACCUGGCGGUGGCUGAUGGGACAGUCCUUCUCCUUACUCCAUUUUUUAUCAUAUUUUUGGCCAAGAAGAGCUGGAUAUUUGGUAGACCUACCUGUAAAAUUGCAUACUACCUCUGUUGCCUUAACAUGUAUGCCAGCAUUUUCAUUAUUGCUCUCAUGAGCAUGGACCGAUUCUUAGCUGUUUUUCGACCCUACAUGGCUCAGUCGCUUCGUAAACGAAAUGUGGUGGUAAAGGUCCUCAUAGUCGUAUGGCUUCUAGCAGGGGCUUUGGCACUUCCAGCAUUCGCUUUCAGGGAGGUGAUAGACAACAAAGACAUGAACUCUACGAUAUGUGAACCUUGCCAUGCCAACCGAGCAGAGGCCAUCUUUCAUUACUCCUUUGAGACAUUAGUGGCUUUCCUGCUUCCUUUUCCUGUGGUAUGCUUUAGUUACAUGCUUGUGUUAAUUAAACUAAAAUCAAGUCGCUUUGGACAACGGUCAAGGAUAGAGAAACUGAUUGCUGUCAUCUUGUUGACUUUUGCCAUCCUAUGGCUUCCAUAUCAUGUAGUCAAUGCUAUGCAGGUGGCUGCCAAUCUCACCACUGGAAAUAUAUCGGAGACUUUGGCAAAAGCAGCUAAAAAGAGCCGAGCUGGAGCCACCGCCUUAGCAUUUUUCAGUGCGUGUGUCAAUCCUUUGCUGUACGCCUUUGCUGCUUCUGAUUUAUUUAGGGUGUUUGGAGUGGGAUUUGUAGCCAAGCUGCUGGAGGGAACUGUGGCAGAAAUACAAAAACGGGUUAAAUCUCAACGUGAGCUUGUAAAAGGUCUUGUGAGAGUUGGAAGUCGGGCUGAGUCAGUGGAGCUUGAAGAGAAAAAUGGGAUAAAAUUAGAACCAAUGAAUGGUGACUGUCCAUGUAAAAGUUAGCCGUAUCAGCUAGAAAGACGGGCCUUAAAAAAUAGUGCAGUAUUAAAUGUAUUUAAACUUUAUAAAUUCCCUCAGUUAGUCAGGAUGGAAUAGUACUACGUAAGCAUAACACGUUCUCCUAAGCAGUUCUAGGAUAACUUUAUUGUUUGGAGAGAAGAACUGCUUUUGAGGGAUGGUAAAGUUAACACAUAUGAAUCCAGGAAUGUUAUUGACAGUCUCCAGAACAUUCCAUCAAAUGAAGGAACACUGGUCAUAUAUCCAAGGAAGAACUGACACCCACCGAUAAAUAAUUCACAGCAUGUAAAACCGAGAGUGCAUUUUCUGUACAACUUACUCAAUAACAUAACAUUUCAGCAGUUAAACGCAAA
Molecule: messenger RNA, 1872 nt
Organism: Rana temporaria (common frog)
Lineage: Eukaryota; Metazoa; Chordata; Amphibia; Anura; Ranidae
Product: leukotriene B4 receptor 2-like
Exons: 3
Coding region: 419-1504 (361 amino acids)
Biological process (GO): positive regulation of cytosolic calcium ion concentration; inflammatory response; complement receptor mediated signaling pathway
Cellular component (GO): plasma membrane
Molecular function (GO): complement receptor activity; leukotriene receptor activity
Source: RefSeq, a predicted model, not a curated record